AUGGGACCAGGCAAUGACACAAGUAGUUCAGAAUUUCUUCUUCUGGGAUUUUCAGAGGAACCAGAACUGCAGCCCCUCAUAUUUGGGCUUUUCCUCUCCAUGUACCUGAUCACUGUGUUGGGAAACCUGCUCAUCAUCCUGGCCGUCACCUCAGACUCCCACCUCCACACACCCAUGUACUUCUUCCUCUCCAACCUGUCCUUGGUAGACAUCUGUUUCACCUCCACCACCGUCCCAAAGAUGCUAUGGAACAUCCAGACACAGAGCAAAGACAUCAGCUAUGAAGGCUGCAUCACACAGAUGUAUUUUCUCACGCUCUUUGGAGGUUGGGACAACUUCCUUCUAACUGUGAUGGCCUAUGACAGGUAUGUGGCCAUCUGCCACCCACUGCACUACACAGUCAUCAUGAACCCCCGGCUCUGUGGACUGCUGGUUCUGGUGUCCUGGAUCAUGAGUGUUUUGAAUUCCUUGUUACAUAGCUUAAUGAUAUCGAGACUGUCUUUCCCUUCAGAAUUAGAAAUCCCCCACUUUUUCUGUGAAAUUAAGCAGAUGAUCAAACUUGCCUGUUCUGACACCUUUCUUAAUGACACAAUGAUGUAUUUUACAACUGGGCUGUUGGCUGUUGGUCCCCUGGCUGGGAUCCUUUACUCUUACUCUAAAAUAGUGUCCUCCAUAUGUAGAAUGUCAUCAGUUCAGGGGAAGUAUAAAGCAUUUUCUACCUGUGCAUCUCACCUCUCAGUAGUCUCCUUAUUUUAUUGUACAGUCCUAGGCGUGUAUCUCAGCUCUGCUCCUACCCGCACCUCACAGUCAAGUGCGGUCACCUCAGUGAUGUACACCGUGGUCACACCCAUGCUGAACCCUUUCAUCUACAGUCUCAGGAACAAAGACAUAAAGAUGGCUCUGAAUAGCUUCUUGGAGAUGGCAGGUAUAAAAGGGACAAUUGUUUUGGGGCUGAAAAAGUGCCCUUGA
Eptesicus fuscus (big brown bat) is the source of this 969-nucleotide messenger RNA. Its product is annotated as olfactory receptor 7A17-like. Gene Ontology annotation, cellular component: membrane. The coding region runs from base 1 to 969 and encodes 322 amino acids. The transcript has a single exon. Gene Ontology annotation, molecular function: G protein-coupled receptor activity; olfactory receptor activity. Gene Ontology annotation, biological process: G protein-coupled receptor signaling pathway. NCBI's taxonomy places the organism in Eukaryota, Metazoa, Chordata, Mammalia, Chiroptera, Vespertilionidae. The record is from RefSeq and is a predicted model, not a curated record.